Molecule: messenger RNA, 1683 nt
Organism: Drosophila persimilis
Lineage: Eukaryota; Metazoa; Arthropoda; Insecta; Diptera; Drosophilidae
Gene: bam
Product: protein bag-of-marbles
Exons: 3
Coding region: 103-1413 (436 amino acids)
Source: RefSeq, a predicted model, not a curated record
AUCUCCAGACAGCUUGGCUCCGCGCCCUUUUUCGCACAAAAACAAUUCUCGAGACUGCAAUUUCUAAGCGCAAAAGUUUUCCACCCUUUUUUUGAUAAAAAUAUGGACUUCGAAGACAAGAUUCUGGAAGAGAAUUUCAUGGAAAUUGGUUCAAAACUGUGCUCUUUGCUGGAAUCCAAUGAGAACUCGACGGAGCUGGAGCCGGAGCCUCGUGCUGGAAAUUCCUCGGGGAGCACCUCGCACAUCGUGCUGGCCGAACUGCAAGCUAAUUUAAAAAACUUGAAUUUGGAAAAUGCUCCUCACUUUGAGUUCCACGGCUACGGGUGCCUCGCUUUGACCAAGAGGACCCGCGACACCGAGGAGCCAAUUAUGAACGGGUGCUAUCGAAAGAAGUCAAGGUCGGUGUCGUGGUCGGGUGCUGCCACUUCUGGUCAGUGGCAGCAGCAUAGCCAACAGCAGCGGCAGCAGCAGCUGCAAAGGGAGACUCAAUUCAAUGUGGCCCAACUGACUCCGAUGAUGCGUUCCAUUGGCCUACGUGGCGAUUGCGUGGAGCGCAAUGCCGUUGUUCGUGUGAUGAAUCUUUUUAAAUCGCUGCAUGACCACAUGAACCAGGACCUGGGCUUCGGGCCCGAAAACUCAUUUCCAUCGGACUAUCUGUUUGAUCUGCCCAAGAAGCGCACCAUGCCCUAUAGCCUGAAUCUGCGCUAUCAGGUGGAGGUGCUGUGCAGCAAGGCGGAUCGUUUUCUGGCCUGCCAGCGGCGCAUGCUGGAGGCCAAUCGCCACUUUGACUAUGUAAAGUACUCGGAGGGCGACAAACUUAUCAAGGGAUCGUUAAAUUUCCUAAGGUUGUUUAAGCAGUUCUCCAAAUCCACGUUGCGCCAUCGCAAUGGCAAGUUCUUGGGACCUGCAGCCAUUUCUAAUGCCCAAAAGCUGGAGGACUCGCUCAUAAAUCUGCGAGAGUGGCUGCGCUCGGCCUUUCUCUGCGUGUAUGUGUUUAACUGGGAAAUGGAUCAUGAGCAUCGCUAUUCGGCCGCCAUGACCCAAAACUACAAUGCACUCAUGAACAAGGCAAUGGAUUUGGCUGCCACUGAGCUGAAGGCGGCCCAACCCAAGCAGCUUAGCCCAGAGGAGCAGCUAAUCGCCCAUCGUUAUAAGCUGCAUAAUGUCGUCAUGUGUGCAGCAGAGAAUGACGACUUCCUGUCGGCACUCCUCAGCAAUCCAGACAUCUACUUUCCACCGGAAGUUCGGGCCAUGUGCGAUCCCCCAGAAGACGCUGCUAAAGCUGAAGCUGAGCCCGAAGUUCCAAUGGGAGGUAUUGAUUUGCUGGACAUUAGCGAUUUGCUGGAGCCCUCAUCGCCACCAAAGCGUCAUACUGCAACACGUCGCUUUAAACCCUUGUGCUUCCGCAGCUAAAGGAAAGAAGAGAAGAAAUAUCAAGAGCAUAAAGCAACGAUAAUCAAAAGUAAGAAGAUAUAGCUUUAUAAUUUACACAUGGAGGGUACACCAACGAUGAAUGUUUUUCAAUCAAAGCCCAGAAGAAUUUGGCAAAAUCUGCUUUUACAUGUCCAUUUGUAAGCACUAAAAGAUAGAAUUUUUGUAAAAGCGUUUAAUUUUUAAUUUGUUUGUAGUUUUGUAAGCAGACACAACCCUUUGAUUGUAUUUGUCAACUGAAUGUACUUCCUA